This is a messenger RNA of Varanus komodoensis (Komodo dragon), 4089 nucleotides long. It is a transcript of the gene AHCYL1, whose product is annotated as adenosylhomocysteinase like 1. Gene Ontology annotation, biological process: L-methionine cycle. The coding region runs from base 159 to 1742 and encodes 527 amino acids. The transcript has 17 exons. Gene Ontology annotation, cellular component: cytosol. NCBI's taxonomy places the organism in Eukaryota, Metazoa, Chordata, Lepidosauria, Squamata, Varanidae. The record is from RefSeq and is a predicted model, not a curated record.
GCGGUAUUGGCGGUUGUUGAGGGAGGUCGUGGAGCUGGUGAGGGGAAGCGGGUGAACGCGGCAGCUUCAGCCCAGUGGCGGCGGCGUUGGCGUUGGCGGCGGCGGCAGCAGCAGAUCCAGCCUCAGUUUCCUUGGCCUCCGCGCUCUGCCCCUUCAGGAUGUCUUCUCUGCCAGACGCGGCCGCCGGCGACGAGCGGAAGCAGGCGAAGGAGAUGGAGGACGCUGAGAAAUACUCCUUCAUGUCCACGCUCACCAAGGCGCCCAAGAAGCAAAUCCAGUUUGCGGAUGAUAUGCAAGAGUUCAGCAAAUUCCCAACCAAGACUGGUCGCAGGUCUAUGUCUCGUUCCAUUUCACAGUCUUCCACUGACAGUUACAGCUCUGCGGCAUCUUAUACAGACAGCUCUGAUGAUGAAGUUUCUCCUAGAGAAAAGCAACAAACUAAUUCCAAGGGCAGUAGCAAUUUCUGUGUUAAGAAUAUCAAGCAGGCUGAGUUUGGUCGCCGAGAGAUAGAGAUUGCUGAACAAGAUAUGUCUGCACUGAUUUCAUUAAGAAAACGAGCUCAGGGAGAGAAACCUUUAGCUGGAGCUAAAAUAGUGGGAUGCACACAUAUUACAGCACAGACUGCGGUCUUGAUUGAGACAUUGUGUGCAUUAGGAGCUCAGUGCCGAUGGUCUGCUUGUAAUAUUUAUUCCACCCAGAAUGAGGUGGCUGCUGCCUUAGCUGAGGCUGGUGUGGCUGUAUUUGCCUGGAAAGGAGAGUCUGAGGAUGACUUUUGGUGGUGCAUUGAUCGCUGUGUUAAUGUGGAUAGCUGGCAGGCCAACAUGAUCUUGGAUGAUGGGGGAGACCUGACACACUGGGUUUAUAAGAAAUAUCCAAAUGUAUUUAAGAAGAUCAGAGGCAUUGUUGAAGAGAGUGUGACAGGUGUGCACAGAUUAUACCAGUUAUCAAAAGCUGGGAAAUUGUGUGUUCCUGCCAUGAAUGUCAACGACUCUGUCACCAAACAGAAAUUUGAUAAUCUGUACUGUUGCAGAGAGUCCAUUUUAGAUGGCCUAAAGCGGACAACUGAUGUGAUGUUUGGAGGAAAGCAAGUGGUAGUGUGUGGCUAUGGUGAGGUUGGGAAAGGAUGCUGUGCAGCUUUGAAGGCCCUGGGCGCCAUAGUUUACAUCACAGAGAUUGAUCCCAUCUGUGCUCUUCAAGCCUGCAUGGAUGGGUUUCGGGUGGUGAAGCUCAUUGAAGUUAUUCGUCAAGUGGAUGUAGUCAUAACAUGCACAGGAAAUAAGAAUGUUGUGACUAGGGAGCACUUGGAUCGAAUGAAGAAUAGCUGCAUUGUAUGUAAUAUGGGCCAUUCCAACACUGAAAUUGAUGUGGCUAGUCUUCGUACUCCAGAGCUGACCUGGGAGCGUGUACGCUCUCAAGUGGAUCAUGUUAUCUGGCCUGAUGGCAAGCGAGUUGUUCUACUAGCUGAGGGACGACUUCUCAAUCUGAGCUGUUCAACUGUUCCUACAUUUGUUCUGUCUAUCACAGCCACCACUCAGGCUCUGGCUUUGAUUGAGCUUUAUAAUGCUCCUGAGGGACGAUACAAACAAGAUGUGUACCUCCUGCCUAAAAAGAUGGAUGAAUAUGUUGCCAGCUUGCAUCUGCCUUCUUUUGAUGCCCAUCUGACAGAACUAACAGAUGAUCAAGCAAAAUAUCUGGGACUCAAUAAAAAUGGGCCCUUUAAACCAAACUAUUAUAGGUACUGAUGGACCAUAAUAAUGAAGGACCAGACCACAUAAUCUACACAAGAGCUUUAGCAAGAAUAUUUUUAAAGACAUAUAUUUUAUGUUACUUCCAAACACUUUUUUUCUUUUCUUCAUGUGAUUUUAUUGUCCCUCCUUGUUCUUUAAUAUUUCCAUCUCUCUCUGUCUGACCUUGCAGACAAUCUGGGAUUUCCCUACUGCAUUACCACUGAAUCAAUGCAGUUUCAGUUCUUUUGUUUUGUUACUAGAUAGAGAAUUCCCUUUGGUGAUGAGGGGCAUUCCUUUCCUGUGGUGACUUCAUUUUUAAAUUUGAAAAAUUCCAUGGCACCUUAGUUGUAGUUGAUAGAUCUGCAGAAUAUUAAGAAUACUAUUUUUUUUCUUUGUGGAAUUAUCUACAAAUUCAAAAUUGCCUUAAUAAGCCCCAAUUUAUUAGCUGCUAAAUGAAUACUCCUUCUCCUGCUUAGGAACAGGGUUGCACCUUGUGACCAUUUAGGUUACAAGUAUAUAUUCCCCAAAUCCCUAAUCUCUGAUUCUAAUUGUGUUACAUGGAAAAAGUCCUCUUGAAUUCAGUUGAACAGUUUCAAAAACUGUUUAUAAUCAGUUAGGUUAUUUUUCCUACAUGAAACAUGUAGCUGCAUGUUUGGUUACGCUAGGCCUAGAUAGAUUUUAACUUAUAUUUUAAGUUGCUAGGGUGCUAUUGUGAAAUAAAAUGGAUAUUGGUUAUCCACUGUCUUCACCUCUUCAUAGUUAUUAGAUUUUAGGGAUGGCCUGAAGUUGUUGCUGCUUUAAGCAUAUUUUAAAUGGCAGUGGAUAAGAAUUCCUUUUGCUUUUUGUUUGGACAAUUUUAAAGCAGAAGAUUUCAGUUAAGACAUUGCAGAACUGUUAGGGGCCACUAAGAACCAGAUCAGUCCUUUUGGGCUGAGGUUUUAUCUCCUGUACUCCAUUCCUUCAUUUGCACAGCACAGGAGAUGUUUGGAUAAUGUAGUAGUUUAACUCCUGAAAUCCUAUAAAUAUGAUUCAUUGUGUAAAGCAUUUCCUUCCAUCUUCAGGUUCCAUUUGUAGCAAAUGAAUAUUGAAGGUGGAACCCCUUCCCAUUGGCACUGCUAUUUUAAGUGCUCUGCUGCUUUAAUUACCUGAUCUCUGUAGACUAGCAUAUUCGGUUUAGUUAGCAUGAAGCACUAGUACUUCUCCUGUGAGAUUGCAGUGCAGCCCAGAUUUCAUACUUUAGUGCCAUGAGAAUGAGAGUUUCAGCAUCAUUAAAUAAUGCAAUCCUGUGCAUGUUUAGACAGGGCCAAGAUAUGCUAGGAGUUGUAAGACUUUUUUCUGUCUAAACAUGAAUAGGAUUACACCAUCGCAGAGGCAAACGUUACGCUAAGUGUGUGGUUCAGGCUCUGGGUCUGAUCACUUCAGCCUCGUGCUGAAGUUUCAGAGAGCAGUGAUGAGCCAGAAACUACUGUGAAUCAUAGUGAAUGCAUGAUUAACCUUGAACCUUUUGCCUUUCUAUGUAACCUUUGCAGAAGACUUGAUAUAAAUACAGAAAAUGACAUUCCUAAUGCCAUAUUCAUAAAAUUUGCCCCACUGUUGAAUGGUGUAGGGCUGUUGUCCUUCCUAGUAGUCCUUCAUAGGAGACUAAAUUAUCUGUGAGAAGCCUGAGCCGCCAAGCCUUUGCACACCAAUACAGCUUGCUCUCCAGUUCUCAAACCUUUAAAUGACCUCUCUCUUGUACCUUUUGUACUAGCUGUCUGGUUCCUCUUCAGAAGCUGUAUGGUGACAGCCUUGCAGACUGGUGCUGGCCAUUGACUGACUUGAAUACAGGAGAACCUGCUGCUCCCAGCUCCUCCAAUAUACCCCAUUUUCCAGAAUAUAAUUUUAAGUUUGGCCAGACCAAAUGAGAUGUUUUUUCCUUGUUGGUAAAGUUAUUCCAGGCCUGAACAUGUGUGUUCUCUCAGUUCUUUCAUCAAGAUGGCUGUCCUAUUUUGUUUCUUGAUUCCACAGCUAUAUUACUACAAAUGCUGAUCCCAGAAUUGACUUGGAUUUCUUUAGCCAAGCAAAGUGUGUUCCAAAAAAUCCUCCUUAAAGUUAAUGAGGAUCUCUUCAUUGCAUUUGUCUGCCUCUAUCUUGCAGCAUCAAUAGAUACCUUAGCUAAGGGCUCCAUCUCUGUAUAAGCCAUGGAAUAAAUUCUCAUACCUGGCGAGACCUCAGUUUGGUCAGAGGGAGCAUGUUAUAGCAUUGACCCAGGUGGGGAUAGGUUUAUUUUGUAUAUGAAUGAUUUUUAAUGAAUGCAAUAUUAAUCCUUGCAGAUGAGCAAUAAAUCAUUACGCAAAAUCUCAAUAAACCAAUUAGAAACCUA